UGUAAAUAUUUAACAGAUGGAUGUGAUUUUUGUGACGUGUAGUAUUCUCACAGUAAGCCGUAUUGUGUUUCGUUCUAAAAGUAUUGAUUUAGGCAAAUUUAGUGAUAGAAGAAAUUAGCUACUCAGCUAGCGUCCGCUGAAUCGGCCAGUUAUCGUUAUAAGGGUGAUGUGUUCGACCGGUUAAGGGUAAAUGUACUUCUCCCUUCUACCCAACGGUUAGUUAAAUUGGCUGUUAGUAAUGACCGGUCUAAUUUUAUGUCAUUUGGGAAAAUAGCUAGGUAUCUGGCUCGUUUUCGUCCGAAUUGCUAUGGCUGGUCAGGCGGUGUACAGUGAUGUUACGGCUCUGAGCGAAAAACGGAUUGGAUUCGCGUUUCAGUUAAAAGAAUAGUUACUGUUCACGACAUUUACGUUGUGUAUUAUAACUAGAUGGCUAGUUAUCGGGUUGAAACCUUCCUUUGUAGGGACAGUCGCCUAGCAUUAGGUUUGGUUAACAUGGUCAGCGAUUAAAUGCCCUUCCGGAAGCGCGCCGAUCCUGUCGGGAUGCGGCACUGCGCUGGCUCGAGGCUCGGUGGGACACCGGCCUGUCAUCAGAUCCAAGCAGUCCAGGGUAAAUAAGGUGUUUAAUAAUGCAGCAGGCGUUCUGUUUAGUAGUCGGUGUAUGGAAAAUUGUAUGGAUUGGAUGGAGAGGUUGUGCGUUGAUGUUUUAAGUAUGGCAUUUUAUGCGCAGUGGAAGCUGUUUGGAUGUACCAUUUUCGUAUCCUGUAUUAUGGGAAACGUGAAUUCCGGGGCAUUUCAAACGACGUAUUUGUAUGUCAGUUGGAAAGUUUGCAAACUGUUUUGUCGAGAGUCAGUUAAUCGUGGUAACAUUAUACGUAAUGUUGUAGAGCAAGGAUUUUGGGUGUGUGCAUGGGUGUCUCCGCGCCUUGGGCAAACUACUUAUAACUAAUUCCACCACAUCAGGGUUGCAGCUUCCAUGCAUUCACGCCGGGGAAUAGUAAGCAGCCAUCUGUGUUGGACGCCUUUGGAGGGGCGAUCUGUUAGCUGACGGAUAAAUCGGUUCGCUUCGAGGCAGAUGUAGCUGUAGGCGGUGGGAAGUCAUCCAGGCAGGAAUAGCAAGGCGUGUAGAGAUUUGUGAGGAAACCUGUGAAUCCGGGUGAGGAAACGAGCUGGGUGUCGGGGGGAUGGGGUGCGGCCGACAAGGCCAGUCAUAGCCAAACUCCUCGGAGUGCAUUUCCUGUGAACUGAGCUUUGACUCAGAAAGGAAUUGUGCUACUACAAUUGGUAAAUACGUAAUGCCGGAAUGGGCCUCUUAGUAUGUAUCCCCUUAAAUGUAUUUAUACAGUAAAUUUCAGGAAAGAGGCACCCAUACUGAAAGUGUGAAUCAUUGCACACCGACCUUUUCUUCUACUUGUACCAGGCAGACAUAUGGAAUGUUAAAUGGUAUAUCUUUCAUUGAUCGCAAUAAGCAGGAACAGUGCCCAAAGGUUUCAGCACUUUAAUACCACGCCCUAUGAGUGUUGCUUUUUAAAAACACUAAAUUGUUGAAAGGAGGCUUUUUUUUUCCCCUUCACAUUUUCACAAAUUAAAUUGGACUGGCAGCUUUAGUCCUCUUGAGCCACAGCAACAUGUUUAUAUCGCUUUUUAAAAAUACCAUUGAGAGCUGCUGAAGUGACUCGCAAUAAAAAAUGGUAACAACCAGAAUGUGGCUCAUCUGGAAGGAUUGCUGUUCACACCAAGAUUGAAUGAGAAGUGUGCAUCCCGGAGGAAUACAGCUAUGCAGACUAUUAAGUGUGUUGUAGUAGGCGAUGGUGCUGUUGGUAAAACCUGCCUUUUAAUCUCAUACACUACGAACAAGUUUCCAUCUGAGUAUGUACCAACGGUCUUUGAUAAUUAUGCCGUAACGGUUAUGAUUGGAGGUGAACCGUACACCUUAGGAUUAUUCGACACUGCAGGUCAGGAAGAUUAUGACAGGUUAAGACCUCUGAGCUAUCCCCAGACUGACGUCUUCUUAGUGUGCUUCUCGGUCGUUUCACCCUCUUCCUUUGAAAACGUUAAGGAAAAGUGGGUACCUGAAAUCACUCACCACUGUCCAAAGACCCCGUUUCUGCUGGUGGGAACGCAGAUUGACCUGAGGGAUGACCCCUCCACAAUCGAGAAGCUCGCCAAAAACAAACAGAAGCCCAUCACCCCCGAGACGGCCGAGAAGCUGGCCCGUGACCUCAAGGCCGUGAAAUACGUUGAGUGCUCUGCCCUCACGCAGAAAGGACUGAAGAAUGUGUUUGAUGAGGCGAUUCUGGCUGCCCUGGAGCCACCGGAGCCCAAGAAGCCGAAAAUCGGCCUGCACAGAUGUGCGCUGCUCUGAUCGUCUCCCCUAGCAUUUCCUCCGAGGGCUAAAGGCCGCAUUCAUAUUCCAUAGCAGGGCCUGAUGGGCUGGUUUUCAGCACAUUAGACUUCGAAGCAAUUAAUUCCUUAACUGAGGUAAUUUAGCCUCUCCUCUCUGUAGCAGCAUUGUUAGUGGAUUAGAAGAGAUCUUAAAAACCUGUACAUUUCCAGACUUUUAGCAUUAUGAUGGGUAGACAUCUUUAAACCUCUUUAAACAGUCCUGGGGGGCUUCAUUGCGUGGAAUGUAGCAUUACUAAGAAAUAUUAAAGAACAAUUAAUUAAUUUCCAAGUUGGUAUUAUAAUAUAAUGUAAUUUGUUAACUGCUCAUUUAUUUUGUAAUUCAUUUAAUCCUUCAUUGGUGCUGAACAAAUUUACCCCAAUGAAUCUGAAUAAAAUAUUUACUAUUUCAACAGUUUUAUUCACUCGGUUGUAUCUGUAAUACUGAAACAAUUAUUUUUUUACGGAUGUGUAUCCUGCUUCUCUUAUUAGCUACUAUAUCCAACUCGCAUUUAAUUUUAAUUAACAGUUAAACUUUAAGAGGCAAAGAGAGUGGGUCCCCCAGGACGUAUUUGAGAAUUGCUCUCCUAACUCGUAUUUAAUUUAGAUAUUAGAUAUCGCAGCCCAUUGAAGACAGGAAAUGACUCACUACAUAGCAGUGAGGAUGAAAGUGGGGAGAGCUGGCUGAUGAGGCGCCGUGAGGCUUGUCCUGUAAUGUACUGGAAGGAUAGUGAUGUCCUGACUGUGCCCUCCCAGUUCCAUGUUUCCCGCAUCGGCGGGUACGCCAGCCUUCCAUGCCCCUGAGCUUUUCAUUAGCUCCGAUUAGCUUUUGGUAAAAGGAAUUUGCGCAAGCGGUUUAGCUAUGGACAUUAUCACUGGGCCAGAUCCGUUAUAGUGGGGGAGGGCGCUCUUGUUUUAUUUCCUUGCAAAUUUAAGCAUACCCAUAUAAAUUUGUGUAGGAAUCCGUUUUGGAAUAGUUAAGGAGCCUAGAUUGAUAAGGCCAUAAUCUGUUUUUAGCAUUUAUUUAUAAAAUAAUGAAGAAUGUAUAGUCCUACAUGUAUUCCUCAGUCAUGUUUGGUUAGACACUAAUGAAAAAUUAGCAUUAGGUAUCGCCUUGAUUUUCCUUUUGGAUGAAAUUAUUCAAUCAACCAUCAGCUCAAUCAAGGUGAAUUGAAUGCCAGAGAUUCCACACGCUCUCAAAUCAUCCAGUCCUCUCCUCAAUUGAUGAAGACCUGGUUACGUUGAUAUCCGUUUAAAAAAGUGCUACAAACGACUGCCUCAUUGUAAUAUAUUUGUAGAGAAGCUUCUGGAACCCACUCUGGUCAGGAGCAUCAUGCAGUAGCUCUAGUUGGGUAGUUAGGAUGAGAGGAUGAGAUAGAUCAUAUCACUUAGUCAUUUUCCCGGCUAAUAGGCUUCUUUACGGUCCUUGCCGUGGGCCCCUGAUGUCAUACAGUGCUCAGAAGCCAGCUAGCAUUCCAACAAAUGAUUCCUCUUUGAAGGAAUUCUUUUUAUUUAUGAAUGGUAGCAUUGUCAACAUCCUCCCCUAACUCAUUAGCAACCCUAGAGGGCUCACGUUAUGAUUUAUAGAGCAGCGAUGCAGGCAUGCCUAACAGCAGAUUGAUAUAUCGCCUUUAUCUAAAUUACCCUUUGUAUGAGUAUGCUGUGGAACUAAAGUAUUUUAAAAGUGACUUUUAAAAUGUGCCCUUGAGAGGUAAAGUGGGCUAUCCCACAAAAACAAAGUUUUGAUAAAAACUUUUUUUUCAAAAAAUCAGUGUGCCUAUACCCUACAAUUGAUAUAUAUCAUAGGUAGCACAGAUCCUGGUAUAUUAAAAAGAUAGAUAGACCCUCAAUAAUUAAUAUUGGACACUAAACUCAUUUUUGACUGACAUGUGGGAUAGCCCACCUCUCAAGGGCACAAAUAAUUAAUAAACCAUGUGAAAUGGAGUCAGAAUUGACCUGGGUUUACCCUGCAUUUUUGCAAGUCCCUGUUUGUUGCCAUUAAUUUAUGCAAUAUACAGCAAGAUUGUAAGUAAUAUGGAGCACUGCGCUGUGCCAUAUGUCUUCCAACAUUUUUUUUUAUGUUUCAUUAUUUAAAUGUGUUUUGGUUGUAUUAUGGAGUGUUUAAAACCUUUCUUAGAUUUACACCAUAUACUGUAACCAUUUUGUGCAAAACCAAAUGUUUCAUUCUUGUUUUCUGCAUUUGGAAUCUUUGUUUUGUAAUAUUAAACUAACGUUUACAUGGUA
Brienomyrus brachyistius is the source of this 4623-nucleotide messenger RNA. Its product is annotated as cell division control protein 42 homolog. Gene Ontology annotation, molecular function: GTP binding; GTPase activity. Lineage: Eukaryota; Metazoa; Chordata; Actinopteri; Osteoglossiformes; Mormyridae. Gene Ontology annotation, cellular component: dendritic spine. The transcript has 6 exons. Gene Ontology annotation, biological process: modification of synaptic structure; small GTPase-mediated signal transduction. The record is from RefSeq and is a predicted model, not a curated record. The coding region runs from base 1775 to 2362 and encodes 195 amino acids.